Molecule: messenger RNA, 1539 nt
Organism: Rotaria socialis
Lineage: Eukaryota; Metazoa; Rotifera; Eurotatoria; Philodinida; Philodinidae
Source: the annotation of a GenBank genome assembly
AUGGAAAUCGAUUUUGCUCAUUCACAUAAUCCAACUUUAUUCGGUUUAUUAUCAACUUCCCCACCAACAUCAAUGCUUGAUUCAUUUUCUCCGUUGCUUCAUUUGAAUGAUGAUUUUUUGGAUGAAUUAAAUCCAUCAACAACAACAAUCGAUGGCGAUGAUGCCGAUGAUUGGAUGAAACCGUUAUUACUCGAUCAGUUAUUUGAACAUGAUUUUUUAUCUCCACAAUUUUCAAGUGAUGAUAUUGAAAUAAAACAAGAAAAACAGCCAGAUGAUGAUAAACGAAAAUUAACGUCAUUCAAUAAUAAUUGUUCAUUUAUUAUUGAUGAAAAACUUCUUUCAAAUAAUUAUUUAUAUCAACAACGUGAAAAUGAAUUAUUUGACUUUUUUCAACAACAUUCAACUGAACAACGAUUACCAACGACAACAACAACAACAACAACAACAACAACACUCCGUUUAAUACAUCAACCUAAACUUGAACCAGCUGAAUUACCAACAACAUUAUAUCUAAAUGGGAAUGAACUACAAUUUCAUCCAAUUGUUACAACAAAUAAUACAAUAGGACAUACAUAUACAACAACAACAUCAUCACCUAGAUCAUCUGUAUCAAUACAGCCAUCGGUACCUAUUGUGCCAGCUCGAGUAUUAAAAGGAAAAAAAUUUAAACGAGGUGGUCGAGUUUCAUCCAGAACAACAUCAAGAAGUCAUGCAGCUACUAAACGAAGAUUAAAUUCAACAGCAGCAGAACCAAAAGCAAGUGUUGUUAUAAUAGCAGAAGACGCAACGCGAAUAGAUUCUAAAACAACAACAUUAGGUUUAAGUUCGUCAGGUUCAUGUUCGAAUGAUUCAGAUUUACUAAAAUCAUCAGCAUCAACAACAACACGUUCAUCGACUCGUCGACGUGUUAAAUCGACACCGCGUGAAGUUAUUCUAUUUCGUAACGGUACAUUUAUAUCAAAAGAACCCAUAGCGAAACAACCAACAACGUCAACCUUAUGUUUCGAAACAGCAACAAACAAUAAUAAUUGUCCAUUACCUCCACCACCAUUACAUCAACAACAAAUAACAGCAACUGGUUUACAAGCAGCUGCGCAGAUUGUCGCGUGUAAUGUUCUUCGCCAAGCAACAUUAAAUGAUGCUUUAAUAGAACAAUUGAUAAAACGCGAACCAUCGAAUGUAGAUGAUGAUUUUCCAAUCUAUUGCUAUUCAAGUCCAUCAUUAUCUUCAUCAUCAUGUACAAUGACAGCAGCCAUGGAUGAAUAUGAAAAUAGUUGUUCAACAACAUUAAAAAUUCUUGGCUGUAAUGCAACGACACCAUUACAUCAAUCAGCAUCGAAUAAUACGGCAACAACAACAACAACCAUCGAAUUGCUUACGUUCGCUGCUUUACAACAACAACAACAACAACAACAACAACAACAACAGCAACAUCAUCAUCACCAUCAUCAUCAACCACAAUUUUGUUAUAUCAAACAAGAACCAUGCACAACAACAACCACGACAACAUUUCUUCUUCCUCGAUUACUUCCACAGUGA